Messenger RNA from Mus musculus (house mouse), 6026 nucleotides. It is a transcript of the gene Ano3, whose product is annotated as anoctamin 3. Bases 142 to 3087 code for a protein of 981 amino acids. NCBI's taxonomy places the organism in Eukaryota, Metazoa, Chordata, Mammalia, Rodentia, Muridae. Gene Ontology annotation, biological process: detection of temperature stimulus; detection of mechanical stimulus. The record is from RefSeq and is marked validated. Gene Ontology annotation, molecular function: protein dimerization activity. The transcript is spliced from 27 exons. Gene Ontology annotation, cellular component: plasma membrane; cilium.
AAAGCAGGUGUCAGAUUGCGAUGAGCUUGGUGGCUCUGGGAUUACUCAGAGCCCCAGGAGUGUCUCUGGAAAGUCUGGCUGCAAUUCCUCUGCAUCCCUCUCCGACAGCUCCUCAACUCCUUUGGAUCGCGCAGAGUGAAAAUGGUCCACCACUCAGGCUCCAUUCAGUCCUUUAAACAGCAAAAAGGUAUGAAUAUAAGCAAAAGUGAGAUAACAACUGAAGCGUCAUUAAAACCAUCUAGGAGAUCCCUGCCUUGCCUGGCCCAGAGCUAUGCUCAUUCAAAAAGCUUGAGUCAAUCUGCUUCACUGUUUCAGUCAACUGAGAGUGAAUCUCAGGCUCCAACUUCUGUAACAUUUCUUUCUGCUGAUAAGCCUGAACAUGUUACUUCGGAGGAGAGUAGAAAGGACUCUACCCUUAAGUGUUCCUUUGCUGACCUCAGUGACUUUUGCUUGGCUCUGGGGAAAGACAAGGAUUACCUGGAUGAAUCUGAACAUGCCAACUAUGAUCGAUCUCGUCUCCUUAAUGACUUUGUUACCAAAGAUAAGCCUGCAUCCAAGACAAAGCUGUCUAAGAAUGACAUGAGUUACAUAGCAUCUAGUGGACUCUUAUUCAAAGAUGGCAAAAAGCGAAUUGAUUACAUCCUGGUUUAUCGAAAAACAAAUAUACAAUAUGAUAAAAGAAACACAUUUGAAAAGAACCUGAGAGCAGAAGGCUUGAUGUUGGAGAAGGAGCCAGCAAUUGCCAACCCCGACAUCAUGUUUAUUAAAAUUCACAUUCCAUGGGACACACUGUGCAAGUAUGCAGAGAGGCUGAACAUCAGGGUGCCCUUCAGGAAGAAAUGUUACUAUACUGACCAGAAGAACAAAUCAAAGAGCAGGGUACAAAACUAUUUCAAAAGAAUCAAAAAAUGGAUGUCCCAAAACCCAAUGGUCCUUGACAAGUCAGCGUUUCCAGAGCUGGAGGAGUCGGACUGCUAUACUGGACCCUUCAGCAGAGCUAGGAUUCACCACUUCAUAAUAAACAAUAAGGACACCUUCUUCAGCAAUGCUACUCGAAGCAGGAUAGUUUAUCACAUGCUGGAACGCACCAAAUAUGAAAAUGGAAUAUCAAAAGUGGGUAUCCGUAAGCUUAUCACUAAUGGUUCAUACAUAGCAGCAUUUCCCCCACAUGAGGGAGCCUACAAGAGUAGCCUUCCGAUCAAAACCCAUGGACCUCAGAAUAACAGGCAUCUGUUGUAUGAGCGCUGGGCACGCUGGGGAAUGUGGUACAAGCAUCAGCCUCUGGACUUAAUCAGGAUGUACUUUGGUGAGAAGAUUGGCUUAUACUUCGCCUGGCUGGGAUGGUACACCGGAAUGCUGAUUCCUGCUGCAGUUGUCGGCCUGUGUGUUUUCUUCUAUGGAUUAGUCACAAUGAACGAAAGCCAAGUAAGCCAAGAAAUCUGUAAAGCCACUGAAGUCUUCAUGUGUCCUCUAUGUGACAAGAAUUGCUCACUGCAGAGACUCAACGACAGCUGCAUCUAUGCCAAGGUAACAUAUUUGUUUGAUAAUGGAGGGACAGUUUUCUUCGCUAUUUUUAUGGCAAUAUGGGCCACAGUCUUUCUUGAGUUUUGGAAAAGGAGAAGAAGCAUUCUGACUUACACUUGGGACCUUAUUGAAUGGGAAGAAGAGGAGGAAACACUUCGCCCCCAGUUUGAAGCAAAAUAUUACAGGAUGGAGGUAAUAAACCCCAUCACGGGGAAGCCUGAGCCUCAUCAGCCUUCAUCCGACAAAGUCACGCGACUUCUUGUGUCUGUCUCAGGAAUCUUCUUCAUGAUCUCCUUGGUCAUCACAGCAGUGUUCGCAGUUGUAGUGUACCGUCUGGUAGUCAUGGAACAGUUUGCAUCAUUCAAGUGGAAUUUCGUCAAACAGCACUGGCAGUUUGCUACAUCUGGUGCUGCUGUCUGUAUCAAUUUCAUAAUCAUCAUGCUGCUGAAUCUUGCUUAUGAAAAAAUUGCAUACCUCCUCACUAACUUAGAAUAUCCUCGAACUGAAUCAGAAUGGGAAAACAGCUUUGCCUUGAAGAUGUUCCUUUUCCAGUUUGUCAAUUUGAACAGUUCUAUCUUCUAUAUUGCAUUCUUUUUGGGAAGAUUCGUAGGCCACCCAGGAAAAUACAAUAAACUUUUUGAGCGGUGGAGACUGGAGGAAUGCCAUCCUAGUGGCUGUCUGAUAGACCUCUGCCUCCAGAUGGGAGUCAUCAUGUUUUUGAAGCAAAUAUGGAACAACUUCAUGGAGCUGGGAUAUCCGUUAAUCCAAAACUGGUGGUCACGACACAAAAUCAAAAGGGGAAUACAAGACGCUUCCAUACCACAAUGGGAAAAUGACUGGAACCUUCAGCCUAUGAACAUCCAUGGGCUGAUGGACGAGUACUUAGAAAUGGUUUUGCAAUUUGGAUUCACUACCAUCUUUGUUGCUGCUUUUCCCCUGGCCCCUCUAUUGGCUUUGUUAAACAAUAUCAUAGAAAUCAGAUUGGAUGCAUAUAAAUUUGUGACCCAGUGGAGGAGGCCUCUGCCAGCCCGAGCCACUGACAUAGGUAUCUGGCUUGGAAUUCUUGAGGGAAUUGGCAUAUUGGCUGUGAUCACCAAUGCAUUUGUAAUUGCUAUUACAUCUGAUUACAUCCCACGUUUUGUCUAUGAAUACAAAUAUGGCCCUUGUGCAAAUCAUGUGAAGCAGAAUGAAAAUUGCCUAAAGGGCUAUGUCAACAAUAGCUUAUCCUUCUUUGACCUGAGUGAACUUGGUAUGGGAAAAUCUGGUUACUGCAGGUACCGAGACUAUAGAGGCCCACCUUGGAGUUCCAAACCCUAUGAAUUCACCUUACAGUACUGGCACAUCCUGGCUGCUCGAUUGGCCUUCAUUAUCGUGUUUGAGCAUCUUGUUUUUGGCAUUAAGUCAUUCAUUGCAUACCUGAUUCCUGAUAUACCAAAGGGCCUCCGUGAGCGCAUACGGCGAGAGAAAUACUUGGUCCAGGAAAUGAUGUAUGAGGCUGAACUGGAACAUUUACAACAACAGAGAAGAAAAAGUGGUCAGCCUAUUCACCAUGAAUGGCCUUAGGCAGUGCCUGCUACUCCAAAGGGGAGGUACCGUUAGUGUGCAGGAAUGAGACACUUGGAAGGCAGAUGGGAUCCAAGAGAAAGGCAUACUUGGUAAACUAUAUUGUAAAAUGCUACUUGGGAAUACAUCAUAGCAGCCUAUGGGAGUUAGAAUGUUCAGACUUCUAAGGAAAUAAAAGACUUGUGACCUCCAAAGGGCUGCAACUGGAUGGCAAGGAGCCAGGCUCUGAUUCUCAGAGCAAGCCUUCAGGGGAGUUCUGUGUUUUGAGGCCAUUCUGUUCCAAUAGCUGCAGAACAAAUAGGAAACAUAGUGGUGAAAUUUCCAGGGACAAGUUUCAACAUAAAUGUUCAUAAACUGGAAAUACUAAUUGGAUUCUAGGAUUUACACAUAAGCUCAGAUAUUCACAAGAAAUGAGUUAAAUCAGUUGUUGGCUCUGAUGUCCGAACCCCAUGUCCCUUUAGCUUACAGGUUUGUGGAAUUGUCUUUGUCUCAUUGAUAUGAAUGUAUGCACAUGCCAUUUAUGCUGCUCUAUGUCGACUAUGCAUUUGAAGAGCUGAAUAUCACUAUAGUAGUUAAACCAAAAAUCCAAGUUCCCCAAAAGAGCACCACUGGAAUAAUUCUAUUAUAUUGGCUAUGUUCAAGUCUCCUUUAUCACCCAGAGCCAAGUGCACUGCCCAUUUUUGUUAACAAAUGCCAAUAGCUUCACUUCGAGUAUUUGAAUGGCUAUUAUUGUAUCAUUGGAACAUGACUAAUUCAUAUUUUUUGCAAAAGUCUAUCUUCUAUUCUAUUCUAUGUGCCCCUCUCUGAAUGAUUACAAAUCUCACAGAUUGCUAUGUUGAAACUUUGUAAAUAUGCCACUGUUCCUUACAUGUUUGCACUUUACACUGUGUAACCCGAGUCCCAGCCUAUGGAGCUCUAAGACCAUUUACACAGGAUGUUACUGUAAUUUGUUCAUUCAGGAAAUCUGAAGCCAAAUGUUCUGCAAUACUUAUGCUUUUUCUAUAACGUGCAUUCUCAACUAUGAGCUAAUGAGAAUAAUGCAUGCGUGCAGUGUAUUAUUUACAUAAAACACCUUUUUUGGUUUCAUUUUUUCAUCAUGGAAGGGAGAUUUCUGUUUUUUGAUGGGUUGACUUUAUUUGGUUUCAAAACUCUCUAGAAACAAAGUCAAUUUAAUUGUAAAGAUCAUUAAUUGUUGUAGAAUCCUUAUUUGAAUGUCAACUUUACCCCACAUUGAUGGAGCACAAAUGAAAGGAUAUUCAACUAAGAGAAUCUCAAAGGAAGCAUUAAUUAAGGGGGCGAAAUACAAAGAACGGCCGGGAGUGAAGGAGCAGGGUAUGUUGUAGAAAUCAGCACACAUCUUUUGCAAAACAGAAAUAUCCAAGCUUUUCUCUCUGUGCAUGCUGGGUGAAAUUACACAGAACACACAGAGAGAACACAUAAGCACAUAACACACACAUGCAGAGCACAUAAACACACACAGACAUACACACACAUACAGAAAACACAUAAACACAGAGAGAACACAAUCACACAGAGAACACAUAAACAUGCACAGAGAACAAACACAUAAACACACAGUGAGAACAUAACACAUGAUUGUUAUGAUUUCUAUUAUUUGUUCAGUUUGAUUUUGUUCAAAUAAGUAAAACAAAAAUAUUUAUACAAUGUGAAAUAUUAGAUUAGUCACACACACAAAAUAAAACUACUUUGCAUACAUAUUAGUGAUUCUCAAUCAAGGAAACCCUUUUCACUUAUUGAAAGAACACUGACCCCGUUCUAACACUUUGAAAGCUCUGUUUACUUGAUUAUGGUUGCUUUAUAGUUUCUGCCAAGGGUAUUCACUUCUUUACUUCCCCUAUGGUUCUGAGCCAGGCAGACAGCCUGGGACUCUAACGUCUUCCACGUGAUCUGGGGAUGUAGCUCAGUGGUAGUGUGCGUAGCAUGCAUGUGGAACACAUAAACUCAACUAUCAGCACCACAAAAUGAACAAACAUACAAAAUAAAUGAAAAUUAAAUGAAGUAUGAAGUGAAUUCCAACACAAAUCCUUGUUCCUGGGGCUCUUCUACUACAGAUAUAAUGGCUGAUUUCAUCAAUUAUCAAAUAAGAUUUUCAGCUCCUCUGUUUGGAAGCGUUUGUGCUCCAUUUUCUUCAUUAAUUAAUGUAUCCACAUACCUGAGCAUAUUUUGUUUACUUAACAUUUACAUCUUUUCCAAAUUAGGGAUGCAAGACAGACACGUGUCUUACAGUAGGAUAUACAAUAAUCGCCUUUUCCUUGAGAAUUCUUUUUCUAGGGUUUUCUAUACAGCAAUAGGGUUUAAAUAAUAUUGAUUGAUAUGAACAGAGAAAGAUAUUUUAAUAAAUGUUGUAGUAUAUUAAUUUAGAAAUAUCUUCACUGAUAUUUUUGAGAUGGACAGGAGAAAACAGAACCAAAAAAAAAUUUAUCUGAUGUAUUUGUUUCUUAAACAGUGCAGGACAAUCAAACUUUGUUUCCUCGUCACUGAUAGCAAAACACAGACAGCCCCUCACAGUAUGUUAGCUUUAUUAGAUCACACUACUUAAGUUGAGAGAAAUGUUUUAUACGUGCUUUUCAUAUGAAUAUAAAUUCUUUCUCGAAGAUUUAUAGCACACACUAUUCUCAGGAAUUCUGGAUGAUGCGAAUGCUGCUCAUAUAUUUUCAUAUUCUUGUUGUCUUUUUAUGCUAACAACUAAUGGAUACAUGCAUGCGGUCUGCCUUGACAAGUUGUGUAAGCCGUUCUGAGUCUUCUCUGUAGUAGUUCUCAGUCCUCUGAGUCUGUGUAUGCACUUCUAGGUGAGCCACUGCUGCCUGGCUGCAUGAUGAGAUUCAACUUGAAUGCUAAAUGAUUCUUGGCACAAUCUACUAUACAAUGGAAUGAAUAGAAUCUUUUUUUCACUCAAUAAAUUAUCCUUUUUACUAUAA